AAAAGAAAAACAAAUUGUAGGCGGAAGAAGCUUCCAACGCAUGAAAAGGAAGAAGCAUGAGCUAUAUGGUUCGAAGUUUCUAUGUAAUUUCAUCACAACACUAGUUAAGACUUGGAGGAUGAUCAUGGAAGUUGGAAGCCAAAUAUUUUAAAUUGGCAUCUUGUAGAAUUGGCGAUCCUCUUGUGUCAUGGAUCCUUUGAGUCUUUCUUCUGUUUCAGAACAGGCCAGGGAGAACAAUGUAAACAAUAAGUUCUUGCUUCCAAGAAAGCCUGCAAGGCAACCAAAUCCAAUCAUAUACAGGAAAUUGCGUCGAGGGUCAGCUGCAGGGAGAUUUCCAGAGAAACAAAUUGAGUACCCUACAAAUAAGGAGUUACUGAGAACAAUUGUGUACUUGAGAAAUGCUACAGCAGUAUAUUAUGAGCCUGACAAAAUAUUGCCUUACAAUAAAGCCUAUAUUGAUGAGGAAGAUGAAGAAGAGUGGAGCACACAAAGUGAGGAGGAAAAAGGUCAGAAGGAACUUAAAAAAACUAUCAACAACUCUAACGACAUACUCACCAAGAAACGGAAAAAGAAAAGCAGCCAUAUUGACAAGGAAAACAAGGAACCUUCUAUAUCUUCUUCCUCUUCCCAUGUGAUAAACAUCAAAGAAAUGAGAAAAACUUUAGAACGUAGAGGCCAAGGAUUAACAAAAAAUGAUUCUGUAAGUGUUUCCAUUCGUGAGACAUUCAUACAGUUCUGUUCAACAAAGAUAAUUUGUCCACAGGAACAUCGUGCUGCAUUAGCAGUUAAGUUAUAUGGAGUUCAAGCAGCACUUUUAUCUGCUUUAGGCAACCCUUUUGAGAACCUAUCCCAAUCCAUAAGCUCAAGAAACAGCUCACAGAUACUAAGUUUGUCGAAAGCCUCUACCGGGUUCUUACCAGCAAUUUUAUGGACUGGAAUGUUCAUAGUGAGUUUUGUGUACACAUUAAUUGUGGUUUGGUCUUUGGCUUUUAGAGUGCCUAUCAUCUCAAUGCUGUGCCUUUCUCUUCUGUACUGUUUAUCUGUGUUGGUUGCUGCAGCAUCAGGGUUUGAUGUCAUGUGUGGCACGUUUAGAAUGAGUGGCAUCUUGUUUGCAUCUUUAGGGGUUCUUGGCUUUGUUAUGCUGCUUCUUGUUGUGGUCUUGCUGGUGCUUUUUGCUUCCUGGAGAUGCCCAAAACAAGAUGGGGGAGCCAAGUGAUGAAUGCUUAGUGCUUUGGCAUAUAGGGUAACUACAAGCUUAGAAGUUCUAUGUUUGUAGUUACCUUCAUUCGGCUUUGUUUGCACAUUUGUAGAUUUAAAAACUUUUGUAUGUUUCAUCUAAAGUCUAAACUGUGAUAAUUUUUUCCUAUAGUAUAUGCUACACGUGGAUUUGAAAAGCUUU
This is a messenger RNA of Glycine soja, 1399 nucleotides long. RefSeq lists its product as uncharacterized. The record is from RefSeq and is a predicted model, not a curated record. NCBI's taxonomy places the organism in Eukaryota, Viridiplantae, Streptophyta, Magnoliopsida, Fabales, Fabaceae. The transcript is spliced from 5 exons. Bases 188 to 1216 code for a protein of 342 amino acids.